AUGGCUACAAGACCCGUUGAAAAAGGCGGUCCCGGCGAGAAAGCGGAGGGAGACGAAGGAGGCCAUUCUGACGAAGAAGGAGAGGACGGGUCGCUGGAUAUGGAGCCCAUGGAUCUCGAGGAGUGCUUGCGCAAUCUGCCGGUAGUUGCGGCGGAAGAGGUGGUUCAGCGCCGGCUAAACCGCCUCAGAAAGCUCAUGGCGGUGUAUCGCGGGCAGUACUGGGCGCUGCUGGAGGAGCUGCGCGCCAAGUACCGCCGCUUCUGCAUGCGCACUGGGCAGAGCGGAUGGAAAGAGCCCGCGCCCGCAGCAGGCGCGCAUCCUUCCGCCACGGGCGGAACAGCCGCAGCGGGAGAAGGCAGCGACUUCCCCUUUCCGCCUGCUUCGCGCCCCCACGCGCUUCUUCCGCCUCCGCCGCCCCCUUUUGGCCCCCCUUUCCCGAGAGACACGAGCUUCCGGGCAGCAGCUGGGGGAAGCGGUGUAGAUGGUGGCGGGGCAGUGGGGGAGGGCGGAGCAGCGGGGGAGGGCGGAGCAGCAGGGGGAAGCGGGGCAGCGGCGGGGGCAAUGGGGGUAGGGGGAGCAGCCAGGCCGGAGCCGCAUGCGCCUGACAAACCAGCGAAUGCCACGUUGCACUGCGCGGCUCCUGGACCGUGCCUGGCAAAGCCCCUGGCACUAUCCGUCUUCUGUUUGAAUCACAUUCUAUUAGAGCCGCGCCAGAGGCUCUACAAGCCCUGCACCUACAUCGUCUGCUGGGGCUCCAAUAGCGGGGCGCACCUGCCCUGCGGGCGCCCCGCGUUUUCCGCCUUCUCCCCCGUCCUCUGCGCCCACCACCGCCACCUCAUCCCGCCAGCUCAGCAGCCCUUCCUGCCACCUCAUCGGGGGUACCUGGAACCCGUUAUAGUGGAAGGGGGCGCGAGUGCGGGAAAGAGGGGAGGGGAGAAGGGCGGAAAGGGUGGGGGGAGGAAACGGAGGAAGAAGGGGAAGGGGGGUAGAAGAGGCAUGAGCGGGGGAGCAGGAGAGGGGGAUGGGGCGGGGCUAGAGGGAGGGAAGAAGCAGGUGGGUGUGCUUACACUGAGUGUGAUUAUAACGGAGAUGGUUAGGACGAUUCAGACCCAACGGAGGAUGUUAGAGGAAGAGGAGGAGGAGGGGGGAGAGGAGGGAAGGGGGAUGGAGGCAGAGGGGAUGAGAGAGGAUGGGAGGAGAGAGGAGAGGGAGGAGAAUGGAGAGGUGCAGAGUGGUGGAAAAGAGGAGGGUUUGCGAGAAGAAGGGGAGCUGAAAAGAGUGAGAGAGGGGAGCAAAAACGGAGGAAGAGGAGGGGGUGGGAAAGGAAAGGCGGAAGAGAUGGCUUUAAGAAGUCUACAUGAUGAUCCGGCAGAGGACGGGCGGCACAAGUGGCUGAAUGAAAUCGAAUCUGGGUAUGAUGGUGCUGGUAUGGAUUGGAUGCAUGGGGAAGGCACAGGGGUGGGAGGAGGAGGAUUGACAGGAACAGUUUAUGAGAGUUUCCAAAGUAUGCCUGUGGCACGGCCUGGUGUGGCUUAUAACGAGUCUGGAGCAGGAUUAGUGAGCUGCGCGUUCGCUGAAAUGGCUCAGCAGGUUGUCAGGCACUUAGGCCGUCACAUCAGGAGGGCCUGCCAGACGAACGCCGUGCACCCCGUCGCCAGUCCCUGGACUGCCAUUGCUCGACGCGGCUAUGCGGCUACCAAUGACGAAGCCUAUGCCUGGAUUGAGAAGUCCAAGGGCCGCUCAGACGUCUCUUGGCCCGCUGUUCUCAACAAGCCUCUUCAAGACAUUGACCCCGAAAUCUACGACAUCAUUGAGCACGAAAAGAACCGCCAAUGGAAGGGUCUGGAGCUGAUUCCGUCGGAGAACUUCACGUCCCAGUCGGUGAUGGAGGCUGUGGGGUCCGUCAUGACCAACAAGUACAGCGAAGGCUACCCCGGCGCUCGCUACUAUGGCGGCAACGAAUUCAUCGACAUGGCCGAGACUCUCUGCCAAAAGCGCGCUCUGAAGGCAUUCCGGCUGGAUCCCGCUAAGUGGGGAGUGAACGUGCAGUCGCUGUCCGGGUCGCCCGCCAACUUCCAGGUGUACACGGCGCUGCUGAAGCCGCACGAGCGCAUCAUGGCGCUGGACCUGCCGCACGGCGGGCACCUGUCGCACGGCUACCAGACGGACACCAAGAAGAUCUCCGCCGUCUCCAUCUACUUCGAAACCAUGCCCUACCGCCUCGACGAGACCACCGGUCUUAUUGACUACGACACAUUGGAGAAGACCGCGAAGCUGUUCCGCCCAAAGCUCAUUGUGGCGGGCGCCAGCGCGUACUCGCGCCACUACGACUACCCGCGCAUGCGCAAGAUCGCGGACCAGCAGCGCGCUGUUCUCCUUGCUGACAUGGCACACAUCAGUGGCCUCGUGGCAGCAGGAGUGGUGCCGUCGCCUUUCGACUAUGCUGACGUGGUCACCACCACCACUCACAAGUCGCUCCGAGGCCCACGUGGCGCCAUGAUCUUCUACCGCAAGGGAGUCAAGGAGACCGACAAGAACGGCAAGGAGAUCAUGUACGAUUUCGAGGACAAGAUCAACUUCGCUGUGUUCCCAGGCCACCAGGGCGGCCCCCACAACCAUACCAUCACUGGACUUGCUGUUGCCCUCAAGCAGGCAGCUUCAGAGGAGUUCAAGAGGUACCAGCAGCAGGUCAUGGCCAACAGCGCUCGCUUCGCAAAGGCCCUGCAAGAUCGUGGGUACGACCUUGUGUCAGGCGGCACAGACAACCACCUGGUGCUUGUGAACCUCAAGAGCAAGGGAGUGGACGGAUCGCGAGUGGAGAGGGUGAUGGAGCUGGCUCACAUCGCGGCCAAUAAGAACACAGUGCCGGGCGAUGUCUCUGCCAUGGUGCCUGGAGGCGUGCGAAUGGGCACACCUGCCCUGACCUCACGAGGAUUCACAGAGGAGGACUUCGAGAAGGUGGCUGAUUUCUUUGACCAGGCUGUCAAGAUCGCUGUGGAGGCCAAGGCUCUUUCAGGGCCUAAGCUGAAGGACUUCCGCACCACGGUGGACACGAACCCCGAGAUCAAGGAGGCGAUUGCAGGGUUGAAGCAUAACGUAGAGGAGUUCGCCAAGCAGUUCCCCACGAUUGGCUUUGAGAAGGGCACCAUGCGGUACUCCACAUAG
Messenger RNA from Closterium sp. Yama58-4, 3165 nucleotides. The record is from the annotation of a GenBank genome assembly. Lineage: Eukaryota; Viridiplantae; Streptophyta; Zygnematophyceae; Desmidiales; Closteriaceae.